AUGAUGAUAAAUCUUCUAAAUGAACUUAUUCAUAUUAUUCAAAUUAUUAAUUACUUCUUUCAGAUAAUUCCCAUAAUAAAGUCAGCACCUGUGGAAGAACCGAUAACUUUUCUCCAGCAGUACUUCAACCAAGAUGCGAAUCCAGAUAAAGAAUUCUACAAAGGUCACAGUUCAAACUUCACCACUACCUACAGAAAACGGAAAACGGAAGAAGGCUACAUCUCCCUCUGUUGGGCGGAAACUCUCAUCAGGACAGAAAAUAAAAACAAUAAAAACAUAACACUGUCAAAAAGGUACUCGAUUAUCAUGGAAUCACCAAUAAAUAUCGACCAACAAAUGAUUGAAACUGACAAUACAUCUUGUUAUGAAAUAGUUCAAAAUGGAACCAAUGGAAAGAGAUUAUACAACUUCACGACUGUAAAAGAAACCGACGAAUAUAUAGUAAAGGAGCACAAAACCUUAUUUUGCGGAGCUGGUCCAGUUCUAUCCGAACAUUUCAUUGUAUGGCCUAAACUGAAUAGGAAGCAGAUUGAAAUAAGUAUAGACCCUCUGCCAUCAUCUGAACUGGAGAAUUGUACUGAAACGUCAGAACCAGUUGCAUAUAACCCAAAAAUCAAUAUUUCUUCCACUGCUGUAACUUUCAGGAGUGUCAAGAAGAAAACCCAACAACCCGAAAAUAGUUCUGAAACUACCACAACUGACAGGACAGUCAAAACUUCAUCAGCGAUUCCAGAAGAAGUAGGAGAUCCUCCCAUAGUUGGCAUGACUAGAAGAGAAAAUGAAAAUGCAUCGAUAUCAUCAGAAGAGGAAGCUCACUCAAGGAACCUGAAGAAUUUGCUGCUGAAGCGCGAUGUCAACUGUACAUACGAACAUCAAUCAGAAUUUUGCAAGGAGCUGUUGGAGCACAGCCAGAUUUUGAAUGAUUUCCAAGGCAAUUCCAGUCCGGCCCUGGUAAAUCUAUUUUUUCCGAACCAGACAUUUCUUGAGUUUUUUCGUGAGUUUGAUGGUGAUCGUGUAUUCGACGUGACAGCAACAUUCAUUUUAGAAGUCAAAGAAAGGAGUUCCAACGCCGCGGAAGCUAACAACAAGAUGGUAUCCAGAAUAGAAGUUAUAGAGAAUAGUGUGGUAGCUAGUUCUAUCAAUAGCACGAGUGAUGAAAUUUCAUAA
Messenger RNA from Phaedon cochleariae (mustard beetle), 1167 nucleotides. The record is from the annotation of a GenBank genome assembly. NCBI's taxonomy places the organism in Eukaryota, Metazoa, Arthropoda, Insecta, Coleoptera, Chrysomelidae.